AUGAGACCUGGUAAAAUUACCGAGUGUAGUCAUUGGUUCACCGUUACAUUGAAGGCGUGUGCCAUGGAGAUGGAGGAACUCAAGCAGAAGAGAUUGACUAACGGCAAGGAGGCUGUGCGAGCAAUCAAAGAUGUCGCACUAGCAAAAGGAAAGUGUGCAAUCGUCAUCAACAGAGGGAGGACGUUUCGUUUAUUACAAUGUGACAGUGCAACUAUUGGUUGUGAGUGGCACGUUCGUCUAGCACGAUUUCGAUCCAGGAAUCACCAAGGAGACUGGCAUGUGACGGGAGGCAACCUCGAUCACCAAAACUGUGUUAGUUUGGCUAAGCCAUUGCGAAUCCAGUUAGUGAACAACCCUGUGGUCCGUGGUGCACUUGCAGCUAACCCAGCUACAUCAAUUAACGCUCUCGUCGCACAGCUUCGUCACCAAAAGAAGGUAACAGCGUCACAGCACGUGAUGUAUCGCGCCAAGGACUUUGUGAUGGCAGAGCUUCACGAUGGAGACUCGCUGAAUAUUCGCCUCUUGCCCAGUCUGUUGGCGGAAUUUCAGCGUCUGAAUACUGGAGUGUUGACGGAGGUUCAUGUGACGAACGCGGGCGAUUCCGACGUGCGAUUAUUUACCACAUUCCCUCAUGGUUCACCAGUGGCCCUGAUCGUGAUGGUCGGUCGCGAUGGUAAUCUUACCAACAAGAUUGUUGCUGUGGCACUAGCUCCAGUCGAAGACUAUGACAACUACCUGUGGUUCCCCAGUAAAAUUCUACACCAUGGCUUUCCACUGACUGCAUGCCCAGUCUUUAGCAAUCGCAACAGUACAUGUUUCGCUAGUACUCACAUGGAUUAUUUCUCCAUAUGGUAUAUGAGAACUGAUGAGACAGUCAGACUAACCGUGACUCAAGAGCAAUUUGUGUUGGAGGCGAACACAGCUGUGUCUCAUGUCGCUUUCGAAAAGCUCAAUGCUGUAAACCCCGCAGCUACAAUUUAUCUUACUGAUAUACCUGCAAGCAAGCGGACACUUCACCCCCAUGUCAACACUACACCCUUGUAUGGCUGGCGGACGACGAACUUCGUGGAAAGCGAACAAGCGAAGAGUCUUCGCCUUAAGCCACGGAAAAUGCAACCAUACGAGUUUUUCAAAUCAUAUCUGACAAUUUUCAUGGGUGAGGCGUACAACCGAUUCCGACUAGGUCAGUUGUGGGUGAAUGCGGAGCGUAAGCCGACGCCGCGUGCAGAACGUAAUUUUCAAGCUCAACUCGGAGAUACAGCGAACUACAUGGUGACAUUUAGUUCAGAUGACGUUGCAUUCACUGCCAGAAUCAGUAAUUCGAUGAAGCAGCGUCGCGUUGACUUGACAUCAUCGACGUGUUCAUGCUUAACGCAGACUCAACAUCGAAUUGCGUGUCACCAUCCAAUUGCGACUCCUCUCGAGUGCAACAUGGUAGAGUCGGCGUAUGAGUUGAUGGGUGAAUGCUACACAGUAGCAUCGUACCAAGAAAAUCUCGGGACACUAGAGAUCCCUGAGGACGAUUUGUUUACAGCUGACCUUAGUAUCUCCCCAGAUACUAAGGUCAGCUGUAAACAGGUCGUCCAAGGAAACGACGCAUCAGAUCCCAUGACAAAUGGAAAGGUUGGUGGUAGUGCAAAUCUCCAGAGACAAUUUUGUUAUAAUUGA
This is a messenger RNA of Plasmopara halstedii, 1668 nucleotides long. Its product is annotated as Zinc finger, SWIM-type. The coding region runs from base 1 to 1668 and encodes 555 amino acids. Gene Ontology annotation, molecular function: zinc ion binding. The record is from RefSeq and is a predicted model, not a curated record. Lineage: Eukaryota; Oomycota; Peronosporomycetes; Peronosporales; Peronosporaceae. The transcript is spliced from 4 exons.